This is a messenger RNA of Knipowitschia caucasica, 279 nucleotides long. NCBI's taxonomy places the organism in Eukaryota, Metazoa, Chordata, Actinopteri, Gobiiformes, Gobiidae. The record is from the annotation of a GenBank genome assembly.
AUGAUUUCAAAGAGAAUGAGGCUGAACAGGUGGAAGUUAAGCCACACGCUGAGGGGGUCCGACCACAGAGACCCCCCCUGGAGGAUUAACCUGGACCCACAUGUCCUCACAGCAGCCGACCACAAACAGAGACGGGCUCAGAGGGCGUCCCUGUCCCGUCACCAGGGGCUAGAACCACAGACAAUCUGCAAAGUCCAAGACACAUCCGUCACCUCCAUCACAUCCCUGACCUCCGUCUCCUCCGUCUCUUACUGUAUGUCCCCUCCGUCACCUCCGUAA